ACAUUUUUCUCUAUUUUAUUUUCAUCCAAUAUUCUAUUUUUGGUACGCUCUCUUGACUGCUCUUUCCAAACUCAAGUCAUCGUCCCUCCUUAGCAGUCUAUCCAUUGCACGUUUUAUGUAAAACUCGAGGUCAAUCUUUCCUUUUAAUCCCUGAUCAAUCCAAUAGUCACCAAAUCCUACGAAUUUCAGAUAUUCAGGGAAACAAACACGAAUAGAAGAUGAACAAUUUAUCUGCAGGACCCUCAUCAAAAUCAAAAGUUGGAGCCUCACAACCUUCUGAAACUUCAUUUAAGCGAAAGCGAGGCGUCUUUCAGAAAGAUUUGCAGCACAUGAUGUAUGGUUUUGGAGAUGACCCUAAUCCCCUUCCAGAAACUGUGGCACUUGUGGAGGAUAUCGUCGUGGAGUAUGUUACAGAUUUGGCGCAUAAAGCCCAGGAUAUCGGAUCAAAGAGGGGGAAGCUAUCAGUUGAGGAUUUUCUGUACCUAAUUCGCAAGGACCCGCCAAAACUUAACCGCUGUACAGAGCUUCUAAAUAUGCAAGAAGAGUUGAAACAAGCAAGGAAAGCUUUUGAAGUGGAUGAGGAGAAGCUAGCAUCAAUCGAGUGACACGAGAGAACAUAAACUUUGCAACUUGUCCUUGAUAUUUCUUUGGUUUUAGUUGUGUGUUAUGUAAAUAUUGAGAUUAGCUGAACUGUAAUUUUCUCAAUUUGAAGUCAUUUUACUGGUUACUGACCUUAGUUUUUAUUAAUAGGAAAAUUGCCUUGUAUAUCCAACUGAUGGGUAAAUAGUAUUUGAAAAGCACUGUUUGUUCAAAGGACUCUUUUAUUAGCAAUCCUCCUCUAAUAUGAAAGCGCAAUAUGACAA
This is a messenger RNA of Jatropha curcas, 863 nucleotides long. Its product is annotated as transcription initiation factor TFIID subunit 13. The record is from RefSeq and is a predicted model, not a curated record. Gene Ontology annotation, molecular function: protein heterodimerization activity. Gene Ontology annotation, biological process: transcription by RNA polymerase II. Lineage: Eukaryota; Viridiplantae; Streptophyta; Magnoliopsida; Malpighiales; Euphorbiaceae.